Molecule: messenger RNA, 543 nt
Organism: Diprion similis
Lineage: Eukaryota; Metazoa; Arthropoda; Insecta; Hymenoptera; Diprionidae
Product: C-type lectin domain family 4 member K-like
Exons: 4
Coding region: 12-473 (153 amino acids)
Source: RefSeq, a predicted model, not a curated record
CUCUUUCGAAAAUGGCUUCUUUAUUCAAGUCACUAUCGUUGCUAGAAAUCACCACGUGCCUCGUCACAGUUUUCGCGAUUUUCUGUUGCCUUGCAGAGGCUACUGAUUACACCGAGUACACGGAUAAAAAAGUGGCCUACAAAAUUCACGAGGACCCAAAAACUUGGCUGGAAGCAAAGCAAGUGUGCGCCGAAGAAGGAGGCAGCUUGGCAUUCAUAGACACUCGUAAAAAGAUUCGAUUUCUGGCAUCAAAGAAGAGUCAAGGUGUUCAACUUUGGGUUGGCAUAUCCAGAACAUCAUCAUCGCCGGAUUGGUCGAGAGUCGAUUGCGAUGACAUUUUGCAUUACCUUCCAUGGGCUCCGUUCGAGCCAUCAAACUCGCAGAACUGCGUUGCCAUCAAAGGCUGCAACGGAGGAUUAUCAAGUCAGAACUGUUUCGACCGAAAAGCAUUCGUCUGUGAAAAAAGAGUGUGAAACUACAGUAUCAGUGUGUAUAAUGCGUGCAAAAUGAGUAUAACCAUCCUACCAAUUGUAAUCGACUAUA